Hibiscus syriacus is the source of this 710-nucleotide messenger RNA. RefSeq lists its product as uncharacterized. The transcript is spliced from 2 exons. Gene Ontology annotation, molecular function: protein binding. Gene Ontology annotation, biological process: vacuolar acidification. The coding region runs from base 282 to 686 and encodes 134 amino acids. Lineage: Eukaryota; Viridiplantae; Streptophyta; Magnoliopsida; Malvales; Malvaceae. The record is from RefSeq and is a predicted model, not a curated record. Gene Ontology annotation, cellular component: RAVE complex.
CAGGUUUUGACAACUCAGCAUAGUAACUUAUAAUUAUAAAUGUGCUAUACACUGUUAUAGCAUCCACUUUACUAUUAUGUAGUCAAAGUAAUUAUAUUGAUUGUUUAGUCCUAAUUAUUUUACUUCCCCAGUGUUUUAUGCGUUUACUUGAUCACCUCGAUCUAUUAUGGUAGCUCUCUAUUGCUUCUCUUUGUGCAGGUGGUGCCCGCUCCAUUGAAGUGUUCGACAACGACAUCGGAAGUGGUUCUGUUUCUCCCCUAAUAGUAACUGGUGGUAAAAAAAUGGUUAUGUUGGAGUUUGGACUUCGUGACUUCCGAUACAUAGCUACCGGAAAAACUAAAAAGCACAGGCACCAUGAUGAUGCUGAAAGAAGCAUCAACUCAUCUUCUAAUGUUGAUACGAAGACAGGAAACAGUAAACAACAGCGAGACCAGAAUCAUGGUGGGAUGCUUUGGUACAUACCAAAGGCUCACUUAGGUAGUAUCACCAAAAUAUCUACCAUCCCAAAUACCAGUUUGUUCUUAACAGGAAGCAAAGAUGGAGAUGUUAAACUUUGGGAUGCCAAAGAACCCAAACUGGCUCAUCAUCGGUCAAAAUUGCAUGAAAGGUACACCUUUUUGCAACCAAAUUCUCUUGGUUUUGGUGGUGUAGUACGGGUAAUUAUUUGUGAUUAUAGCCAUGUUUGAACCUUCAUAUCCAAAUUCCUCAUG